UACGUGCGCGUCACCCUCGCAGCUACGUGCUCGUCCCCGUUUGCGACUACGCGAAGGAGCUGUCACGAACCGGAUAUUCCGUUCGUAGGCGCGAGAUAACGGUGUUUCCGCACCAGCCGUCCUGCUGGUGUCCCGGGGUUUAUCCUCGGUUAACUUCUAAACUCAGGAAACGACCCUGGAACGCGUUAUUUAUUCACAACGGAAAUGCGUUCUUUUUUUUUUUCACCAUGCAGCGAGCUAAUCUAGCUAGCUAAACAGAAGCUGAAGUAGCCGGCUAACAUAAACCAGACGCCUCUCCGUCGUUCGUCUGACCCGCUGACACGUUUAGCCUCGGAGCCGCCGGGUUUGUCUGAGUAAAACAUGGGAAGCGCGUUCAGUGCGGGUGCAGCGUGGCUGCACGACCCGCAGCAAGUCGCCCGCUUUCAGGAGCUGUGCGGCGUGCGGGGGACUUUCACCGGAAACCGAGACGGCGCGGGAGACUCGGGCGGCGGUGAGAAGAUGGACAGAGAGCAGCGGAAGAGACCGGACCGACGCGUUAAAGGGAAACAGCGGGACGUAAACGGCGCGGUGAAUGGGACUGCGAACGGGGCUGCCGGGGACAGCGCUCUGGCGCAUCCGUCCCCCGGCCCCGGCGGGGACGGAGUGGCGCGCGGGCCGCUGCGCAAGAACUCGCUGACGGGCGAGGCGGGCCACCAGUUCGUCAUCUCGAACCGGUUCCUAUACUACGUGUUUACACUCGGCACCGAACUUGGCAACGAGCUGUUCUACAUCAGCUUCUUCCCGUUCCUUACCUGGAACGUGGACCCGUACGCUGCGCGCCGCCUGAUCUCCAUUUGGGUCUUGGUCAUGUACUUGGGCCAGUGCACGAAGGACUUGGUUCGGUGGCCGCGCCCCGCCUCUCCUCCCGUGGUCAAGCUGGAGGUGUUCUACGACUCCGAGUACAGCAUGCCGUCCACACAUGCCAUGUCCGGGACCGCCGUGCCGCUGGGACUCUUCCUGCUCACCUACGGCCGCUGGGAGUAUCCGUACUUUCUCGGGCUCACUUUGGCCUUAACCUGGAGCUUGUUGGUGUGUGUGAGCCGCGUCUACAUGGGCAUGCACUCUGUCCUGGACGUAAUUGCUGGUUUCCUGUACAGCCUGCUUAUCCUCGCUAUUUUCAGCCCAUGCCUGGAAGCCAUCGACACGUUUAACCGGUCUUCCAGUUAUGCUCCUAUUUUCGUUGUGUCUCUCCAUGCCGUCUUGGGGCUUUUCUCCUUCACCCUGGACACGUGGAGCACGUCUAGAGGCGACACCGCUCAGAUCCUGGGCACGGGCGCGGGCAUUGCCGUCGCAACCCACCUCAACUACCAGCUGGCCCUGAUCCACGAUCCUCCCGCCUCCAUGCUACCUAUGCAGGCUCCGGCUCUCAGCGUGGGCCUCUUCGGGUGGAGCUUGCUCCGUUUUGUACUUGGCGUGGUCAUGCUGAUAGUCACAAGGGGGGUCAUGAAGGCUCUCACCAUCCCCCUGGUGUGCCGCAUCGUCGGGGUCUCGAGCCGGGACGUCCGCAAAGCCAGACAGCACAUGCAGGUCGAGCUUCCCUACCGAUAUAUCGUUUACUGGACCGUAGGGUUCAGUGCCUUCUUCCUCAUCCCCUUCAUUUUCAGCUGUGUCGGCUUGUCCUGAAAGGCCGAAGCACAAAAUAAAACUGAGCUAGGAUUAUUUCAGCGCUGUAGUUUAUCCAAGACAAAAAAAAUAAUUAUAAUUCUUAAAAAAAGAUACCCAAUCUUUUGAGAAUAAGUUUACCAGAAAACCUGCACUGCCAAUGGCUUCCAUUCAGCAGUAUACGUAAACACAAUUUAGAGCAGACUCUUUUAUUUUUCUAAAUCUACGCUUGAUUUCAGGGUUUGCAUCCUUAUAAUUUGUUUUUCUGACAAUAUAAAAAUGAAGGGUUAGGAUCGGUGCACGAGGAUUUUUGCAGAAGUGCACCGAAUGUUUUUUAUUACUAGACAUCGCCAAUAGGCACAUAUAUGUUCUCAAAGCCUGUGACUGCAAGUUUAUAGACUUUUCACUUUAUCAGCAGCACCUUGGACACUUGAAGUCUUUUUUUUUCCCCCCCUGAGUGAGAUUCCAUUAUUUGGGAUCAAGGACUUUUUGUACAUUGAUUUGUUCGACUGAAAUAUUUCUGCAAAUGACUGAACCUGGGAGACCUACGUGGCCUAACUGACGGGGGGGUUAAAACCUUUUAAACACUGAAGCCAACCUUUGAGUUUUUAAAGAUUGAACCACUUUCUAGCACAAAUAAUUCAGAAUGAUCAUUCCCGUAUUGAUUAUUAAUAUUAAUAAAAAAGUCCUCUCUAACUAUCUAAAAUGGAAACAGACGUUGGGAGAGAGCGAUCACGUUUUUUUUUUUUUUUUUUCUGAUUUACUUUCUGCUUUCCGAUUUCCUCCUUCCUCUUGAAAGCAGGCAGUCAAAAAUUCUUGUCGUCAACAAGAAUCUUCAGCGAGACCUACAGGUAGUGUAUUCCCAGUAGCCGUGCUGGUUUAUCACACAUGACCGCUCUCCCAGACUUCACUUUUGUUACUUAGUUCCAGUCAGGAUUAAACCCUGCCCGCUCGUGCUGCUAUUGCGCUUAAACAAUCGUUUCUAACUUUGGCUCUAUGGGCAUUUUCUGAUAACUAAAUUACAUUUUCGUUUUUGUUUUGUUAAUGAUUGUUUAAAAAAAAAAUAAUUCAACGUCUACUGUGUAAUCUUAGAGAAGUCUGCUAUUUAAGACUGAUUGUUUGUGGUACUGUUUUCAAAGAAAUGCACUGUUUCCCAGAAUGCACUGCUCUUACACGUGCAUGUGUCCGUGGGCUCUACAUCGUCGUCAGGCCAUAAUUUUGUUUGUUUGUUUGUUCUGCAUUCUCACUAGCAAGACGCAGGUGAUAGGGUUAGUUAGCGUUGGCACUUGUGGGUGUGGUCUGUCCUGAUUUGAGAUCAUAGAAGCCCAAAAGGCUGCUGCAUUUGACCAUUUAUACACAUUGGGCAAGACCACUUUUAUUCAAAAUCUACGUUGUAGUGUAAUUCGCUAAAGAUUUUCAAAUCGUUCGGACGUAACGGAGGUCAGGUACGUUAUGAGAGGAGUCGUUUUUGAGGACAGCGGGAUUUGAGAAAAGUGGGAUUUUGAUCAGAAGAUUGUGUGAAUGCAGGUUAAUUAGUGCAGGUGUGUGUAUAUGUAUAUAUAUAUAUCGGAAAAAACAACAAUAGCUGGACAUUCUGGACCAAUUAGUUCAAUACACCAUUUCAUGGUUGAGUAAAAGCAGAAUGAAAACUCACGGGAUGCUUUUUUGUGCCUACAGAGGUUAUAGUACAUUGGUUUGUAUACAUGUAGGCCAGGACAGAUAAGUAUUGUUAUAUCUGGAUAUAUUUGUAUAUUUGUAAAAAUUUCUUGCCCUACUGUCACUUUCACGAUCUAACGAUUUCAUCGAUAUGUCGUACGGCGUAUGUUUUCGUACGGUUACACUUUAUUGUGUGCUACUGAAGAUGUGUGUACAACAGAGCAAAGCCAAUACAUAACUACAGACUAUGCAGGAUUUUUAAACUUAGCUAUGCAGGCAUGUAGGUAUGCUGCAGAACAGGACAUAGAACCCAGUCAACAGUCUCCCAUAAAUAUAUAGUUUCCCAUAAAUAUAGUUUUCAAUAUAUAGCAUGUCACUAUAUAUAUUGGCCGUACUCUCUGGGUAGGAGGGGCAGCGGAACUCUUUGGAUGAUGUGAGAAGAUUGUGAGGUAAUGUAUGAGGAAGAGGGCAGAUAGCACUAAGUAUGUGGUAGCUGUUAUGUGACAGGUGCAAGAUGCGAUUUAAACAGAAGCCACUAGGAUGGGAUCAAAAUCCGCACCGAUCUUGACCAUUGGUCUAAGAAACAGGGUCCGAUUGUAGCAUGCGCGAUGGAGUUAUUAGGCAGGAAAUGAGGCUUGAAGCUUGGUCAUUUCAGUGUAGCAGCCGCUGUGCCUUUAAUGCCCACAAUACAUGUCCACAAAUAAAGCAAUAAUAUUAAUAAUAAUCAGCAACUUCCUGUCUGUUGAUUUGAAUUCUAAGAUUAAUAGAUGAAGCAUAUAUUCAGCAAAUAUCCUACUAUGCAUUCUAAACAUCAAUUAAUAUACAGCAUAAUAUUUGCACUGUAUGUACAAUAGGGAAAUGUCAUCCUUCUCCUUAGCUCCUGAAAGCAGGAUCCUGAUAUGUAAUUUACACACUUUUAAUUUUUAUUUUAUUUUUUAAAGAAUAGAUUCACGUUGUACGUACACACGUAAGAUUGACUCGACUCGAAUGGAUAAUCCAAGAAACCAAUGUGUGUAUAGUUACAGUUUACUGUGUUGUCAUUUGUUGUCUUUUAGACUGAAUAGAGUAACAUGGAGGAUAGAUAGCGCCCCCUAAGCGCACACUCAACCUCACGCCGUCUUUACGGGGUGAUAGGUGCAGUGUCGAGAGAGAGAUUACCGUGGGCCUGAAUGUUUUCUGAAUCUGUUUUAUCUGAUUGACUGUUUGUGUUUUACAAGAUCUCAAUGUUUGCGUAGUUUACGUAAAAAAUGCAGAGUUUUAUUUUAUUAUUUUUAUUGCAAUUGCAAAAGAAAAAGCAAUGCCAUUACAACAGCUGUCUUUUGUCGUUCACUCUAACUAUGCUGUAAUAUAUAUAUAUAUAUAUAUAUAUAU
Silurus meridionalis is the source of this 4668-nucleotide messenger RNA. RefSeq names its product sphingosine-1-phosphate phosphatase 1b (gene sgpp1b). Gene Ontology annotation, molecular function: sphingosine-1-phosphate phosphatase activity. Gene Ontology annotation, cellular component: endoplasmic reticulum membrane. Lineage: Eukaryota; Metazoa; Chordata; Actinopteri; Siluriformes; Siluridae. Gene Ontology annotation, biological process: phospholipid dephosphorylation; sphingosine metabolic process. The transcript has 3 exons. Bases 361 to 1662 code for a protein of 433 amino acids. The record is from RefSeq and is a predicted model, not a curated record.